AUUCGCCGUCUGGCAACAUGGCAUUCAGUUUUCAGUAAUAAUUGACUAAGGGAGCUAAAAAAACCAUCAAGUUGGAGCAAUCAGCGUAGAAAAACUUGCAGCUAACAAAUUUCAAUCACGUGCAAUGAUGUCCAGUCAACGUGGUCAAAGCAGCUAUGGGUCUAAAGCACCCAUAGAUCUGGAACACAUUUGGUCAGACCUUUUACAAGGCAUUGAAAAAGUCUACAACAAACAGGCUAUGUCUAAAAAACAGUACAUGGAUCUAUACACGCAUGUGUAUGAUUAUUGCACCAACGUAAAUAAUCAAGGAGGAAGGGGUAACUCUGUUUCAAUCCCUUCUGCUGCCACUAGUAAAGCCAAGAAGAGCCAGGCUGCUGGUGGGGCCCAGUUUGUAGGACAUGAACUGUAUAAAAGAUUAAAGGAAUACCUAAAGGCUCAUUUAGUCAGUGUUCUUAAGAAUGGAGUCGACUAUAUGGAUGAGCCUGUUCUAAAGUUUUAUACACAGCAGUGGGAAGAAUACCAGUUCAGCUCAAAGGUUUUGAAUGGAGUCUGUGCCUAUUUAAACCGACAUUGGGUGAAACGGGAAUGUGAAGAAGGUCAGAAAGGCAUUUAUGAAAUUUAUCAGUUAGCCCUUGUGACAUGGAGAGAGAAUUUGUUCCGCCAUCUUCACAAACAGGUAACGAAUGCCGUGCUGAAACUCAUUGAAAAAGAGCGAAACGGUGAUCCUAUUAAUACACGAUUAGUUAGCGGUGUCAUGAACUGCUACGUUGAACUUGGGUUGAACGAAGAAGAUCAGACUGCAAAGGGACAGAAUUUGUCGGUGUAUAAAGAAUCGUUUGAGAAUUCUUUUUUAGAAGAUACAGAGCGCUUCUAUACCAGAGAGAGUGCCGAAUUUCUACGCCACAACCCAGUGACCGAGUACAUGAAGCGAGCCGAGCAACGACUUGCUGAAGAACAAAAACGAGUUCAAACUUAUUUACAUGAAGCCACCCUUGACAAGCUAAGCAAAACUUGUGAAAAAGUCCUUAUUGAAAAACAUUUAGAGAUCUUUCAGGCGGAAUUUCAACACCUUCUUGCCGACGAUAAACACGAUGACCUCGGAAGGAUGUACCAAUUGGUGUCGCGCAUAUCAGAAGGGCUAACAGAAUUGCGAACAUUGCUCGAAGAUCACAUAACUCAGCAGGGCUUGUCGGCCAUCGAACGCGAAGGAGAAGCAGCACACAAUGAUCCUAAGGUUUACGUUACUACCAUUUUGGACGUGCAUCGUAAAUACAACGCGCUUGUGAUGUCAGCGUUUCAUAACGAUGCCGGAUUUGUGGCUGCUUUGGACAAAGCUUGCGGGAAGUUCAUUAAUAGCAACGCAGUGACGAAGGCUGCAAAUUCGUCGUCGAAAUCGCCAGAAUUGCUGGCCAAAUACUGUGAUCUUUUACUGAAAAAGAGCGCCAAAAAUCCUGAAGAGGCCGAGUUAGAGGAUACGUUAAAUCAAGUGAUGGUCGUUUUCAAGUAUAUUGAAGACAAAGACGUAUUUCAAAGGUUCUACAGCAAAAUGCUGGCAAAGCGUUUGGUGCAACAUAUGUCGGCUUCGGACGAUGCCGAAGCAUCAAUGAUCUCCAAAUUAAAACAAGCCUGUGGUUUCGAAUAUACUUCUAAGCUUCAGCGCAUGUUUCAAGAUAUCGGAGUCAGUAAAGAUCUCAACGAACAAUUUAAGCGCCAUCUAACCAAUUCUGCCGAGCCGCUUGACAUCGACUUCAGUAUUCAGGUUUUGUCAUCUGGAUCUUGGCCUUUCCAGCAAUCAGUCAACUUCUCCCUUCCAUCCGAGCUAGAGCGCUCUGUUCAACGUUUUACUACCUUUUAUAGCAGUCAGCACAGUGGGCGCAAGUUACACUGGCUCUAUCAAAUGUCUAAGGGUGAAUUAGUCACCAACUGCUUCAAAAAUAGAUACACUCUUCAGGCUUCAACUUUACAGAUGGCUGUACUUUUACAAUACAACGUCUCUACCACUUGGACAGCCACACAGCUAAGCGAUGCAACAGGAAUCAAAAUGGAUUUAUUGCUGCAGGUAGCACAAAUUCUGCUGAAAUCUAAACUGUUGUCGUCGGACGAUGACGAAAACGAAUUGCAGCAGUCAUCUCAGCUGUCGCUUUUUGUUGGAUACAAAAACAAAAAGUUACGAGUCAACAUCAACAUUCCGAUGAAGGCUGAAUUAAAACAAGAGCAAGAAGCCACGCAACGGCAUUUAGAAGAGGAUAGGAAGCUACUAAUUCAAGCGGCAAUCGUACGCAUCAUGAAAAUGCGCAAAGUACUCAAACAUCAACAAUUACUGGCCGAAGUCCUUAACCAGCUUUCGUCCCGUUUCAAGCCGAGGGUGCACAUAAUAAAGAAAUGUAUUGACAUCCUGAUCGAAAAGGAAUAUUUGGAGAGAACCGAGGGACAGAAGGAUACUUAUUCCUAUCUCGCAUGACUUCUUUAUUCUGCGAGUUUUCCCUUAACUUUUGCCAUUUUCGCGUUUAACUUCUACGCUAAAAAAUGGGAGUCGAGGAGAGAAAGAGUUUUCACGGUUGUUGCCGCUGUUCACUAGCGGUUUUUACGAACAGUGGGAACCGUGACCAAUUCUAGGAACAAAAGACGCUCACGGAGUUGAUCAUAUGACUCUUGUUUAGCUUACCCAUUUCUGUCUUGACUCCCACCUUAUAUUUACUUCUUUUUUUCGUUUUCUGUUCGUGUAUCUUACUGCACUUUUGAUUUGGCAUUUCCCCCCGUCUGCUCAUCCCCUCCAUCUGGCUGAGAACUCUUUGUAUAUACGUAAUCUUCUGAUCUGAGCGAUAGUUAGAAGAGGGACUCUUUGCCAAAGGGAGUUGUUUGCCUUUGCUAACUAGGGUUCCUCUCUAAGGCUGUGCUGUACUAAGUUGAUUGAAAUCUUGUGACCAUGCUACAACAUUGUUCCGCCUUCUUGCGGGAUGAGUGGUAAGUGUAUUUUGAGUCCUUGGUUUUUGUCGCUCUCUGGAGGUUAUCAUUUUCGAUUGUUAGUGGGUGCGAAUGGGUUAAUGUGUGAAGUUCUGCUAAUAAUAUCACAAAUAAAAAUGAAAAUUAUUUCAUAUUAGAAUUUCCGAA
Molecule: messenger RNA, 3111 nt
Organism: Daphnia carinata
Lineage: Eukaryota; Metazoa; Arthropoda; Branchiopoda; Diplostraca; Daphniidae
Gene: Cul1
Product: cullin-1-like
Exons: 15
Coding region: 125-2461 (778 amino acids)
Biological process (GO): SCF-dependent proteasomal ubiquitin-dependent protein catabolic process; protein ubiquitination
Cellular component (GO): SCF ubiquitin ligase complex
Molecular function (GO): ubiquitin protein ligase binding
Source: RefSeq, a predicted model, not a curated record